Molecule: messenger RNA, 706 nt
Organism: Panicum hallii
Lineage: Eukaryota; Viridiplantae; Streptophyta; Magnoliopsida; Poales; Poaceae
Product: dirigent protein 21-like
Exons: 1
Coding region: 1-501 (166 amino acids)
Source: RefSeq, a predicted model, not a curated record
AUGGCUUGCUGGAAGCUCUCCUCCACGCUGAUGGCAGCACUCCUGGCCAUCGCCGCCGGCCCUGGGACGACGCGGCCAGUGGCGGUUGCGACGUCGGCCCACCUGCACUUCUACAUGCACGACGUGACGGGCGGCCCGUCGCCCACGGCGGUGCGGGUGGUCAACGGCCCGCGCGGCUCCUUCGGCAACACGGUGGUGAUCGACGAUGAGCUGACCGAGGGCACGUCGCAGUCGUCGGCCACGGUGGGCCGCGCGCAGGGUUACUACAUGAUGGCGUCCGUGUCCAACCUGGAGCUGAUGGUGAACAUGAACGUCGUGCUCACGUCCGGGCCGUACGCCGGCAGCUCGCUGACGGUGGUGGGGCGCGACGACGUCAGCACGCCGGUGCGGGAGCUCUCAGUGGUCGGCGGCACGGGGCUGUUCAGGAUGGCGCGCGGCUACGUGCUCUGGAAGACCGUCACCCCCGAGAUCCUCGACCUCGAGAUCUUCAUCAAUCCUUGAGAUACCACUACUAGGCAAUGCAUUGAUUCUGCUUUUGGAUGUUGAAUUCCCAAGGUAAACAGCUGUCUCUUAGUGUGUAGUUGUUUUAUUCGGCAUUGAAAAUUCAUUUGACAGCCUUUAAUUUGUCAUUUGCUACGGUCACGGAAUAACUCUGACCCAAUAUGCUUCGUUUUGUACUUUUAUGUAUCAACAAAACAAAAUUUAA